GCGCCAGCGGUGGCUUCAAGACGUCCACCAAUGCCGGGCAACGUAGGAAUGCGGAUGAGGGUAGAGGAGAGUGUGUUCCGCGGAUCCACCAAGCCGGCGCACUACAGGGGCGUGCGGCUCCGGCCAUGGGGAAAGUGGGCCGCGGAGAUCCGUGACACCAUCAAGGGCGCCCGCGUCUGGCUCGGCACUUUCCCAUCCGCCGAAGCCGCCGCGCUGGCCUACGACGCCGCUGCACGUGGCUUCGGCCGCUCCAAGGACAAGCUCAACUUCCCCUCCACGUCCCCUCCAUCAGCCAGGGCAGCACCGGUGGCGGUGGUCGACAUCUUCCACAAAGACGCUGUGCAACUCAACAUCGAGCAGCUCCGCAGCCGCAGUGACACGAAGCGGCCCAGGGCAGAGGCGCUGUUCGACGACUGCCUCCUCUUCGCCGACGACCAGUUUUCCUACUUUAACGGCGGCUCCUACGAGUCACUGGACGGCCUGUUCAGCGCAGACGCCGUGCAGGGCAGUGUCCCCGCGGACGAGCUGGCGAUGAGGCUGUGGAACUUCGAUGACGACUGCCUGGUGGACGAGUGCAGCUUGUCGUUUGCAUCCCUUGACCCCAAAACUGCCUCGUGGAUGAUGUAA
Messenger RNA from Triticum urartu, 627 nucleotides. RefSeq names its product ethylene-responsive transcription factor ERF071-like. Gene Ontology annotation, biological process: ethylene-activated signaling pathway; regulation of DNA-templated transcription. The record is from RefSeq and is a predicted model, not a curated record. Gene Ontology annotation, molecular function: DNA binding; DNA-binding transcription factor activity. Lineage: Eukaryota; Viridiplantae; Streptophyta; Magnoliopsida; Poales; Poaceae.